Phaeodactylum tricornutum CCAP 1055/1 is the source of this 3064-nucleotide messenger RNA. RefSeq lists its product with no specific name. Bases 122 to 3064 code for a protein of 980 amino acids. The record is from RefSeq and is a predicted model, not a curated record. Gene Ontology annotation, biological process: endocytosis; endosomal transport. The transcript is spliced from 4 exons. Lineage: Eukaryota; Bacillariophyta; Bacillariophyceae; Surirellales; Neidiaceae. Gene Ontology annotation, cellular component: plasma membrane; cytoplasm. Gene Ontology annotation, molecular function: protein binding.
CGUUGCAAUCGCGGCAUCCCCCGGCAUUUGUGUCGUUCUUGUCGCCUCAUUGCCGCCUUGCAUUCCCUUGCUUGAGUUUCUUCUUUCCGUACUUUUUCCGUAUUGAAAACUGCCUUUCACCAUGGCUUCUCCCUCUUCCGGCGGUAGCCUUUCGUACGUUCCAACGCCGGUAGAACGGCCCUACUUUGAAGGACUCUUUGCGGCAGCCGAUACCCAAGGCGGAGGGCAGAUUGGUGGAGCCCAAGCUGUCCCGUUCUUUCAGCGUUCGCAGCUUCCCACCGAAGCUCUCCGCAACAUUUGGACGAUAGCCGAUCAACCCCCCACCAAUGCUUUGGAUCACCGUAAGUUUGCCGUCGCGAUUCGGCUCAUUCAGCUUUUGCAGAACGGAAAGCAAGGCGAAGGACCCACUCUACAGGCUCCACAGGGUGUGGAUUUGCGUCCCGUGUACUUUGAAGGAAUCAGUGGUGUUUCCGUCCCCCUCCCGUCGAUGGAACAACAGCAACAUCCACACCAACCGCAGCCACAGAUUCCUCCCGUGCAGCAACAGCCACAUCCACAGCAACAACAACAGUAUCCUCAACAGCAGCACGCCCACCACACUCCGCCCCGCCCUCCGUCGUCAGCAUCGCAGUACGCUCCACCCGUGCAGCAACAACAGCAGCCGCCGCGCCCUCCUCCCUCCACGAGUAUGGCCUUGACGCCACAAGAUCCGUACACGCUCCCACCCAAUGAACAAGCCCGCUACGAGUCCAUCUUUGCCGAAUACACGCAACCGGACGGAUUUGUUCACGGCAAGGAAGCCGUCGCGCUAUUUUCCAAGUCGGGCCUUCCCCAAACACAGUUGGCAAGCAUCUGGAACAUGGUCGAUACACCCGUGGAUAAUAAACUCGACAAGGUGGAAUUCGCGAUCGCCAUGCAUUUAAUUGUUUGCAUUUCCAAAAAGAACCUACCAAUGCCACCCUCGUUGCCGCUUUCGCUCAAACAGCUUAAAUCGCAGGCCCCGCCUCCGACCUCGGUGCAAACCCAGCUUCCCACAGUUGGUGCAACUUCCUCCCAAGGAUUGCCCUAUCAACAAGAGCACCAACAACACCAGCCGCAGCAGCAGCAGAUUCAUCGUACCAUGACCAACGAUGCCGGUUCGGUGGCUUCCGUUCCACCGCCUCCGGUUAUCUCCGGGGGUCCCCCACGGUCGAUUCAGUUGCAGCCCCAAUCCCAGCAGCCUCCGCCCAGUGGGUUGUCGGUUUCCGCGUCUCUCCAGGGUCCACCGCCACUGCCAGCUCGUGGUGAGGGUGCGCUGAGUAUCUCGGACGCGUUUGAAGGAUUAUCCGUGGACGGAGCAGCGGGUUCGUCGUUUUUGCCCCAAACACUCGCCCCCGCCUCCUUUGGUGCACCGAACAACCUCGGCACGACGGCAUCCUUCGACAACGCCAGUCACGCCAGCAAUACUGGUGCAGUCAGUGACGUCGGUGGGGGCAUUCCCAGCCCGGGACGCAACGCCGCCUCGUCUUUUGCCAUGGGACCUCCGGCGAUUGUGACGGCCACCAGUCCGGCGCCAGCGCCCAAAACAACCCAACAGCUCGCGUCUAGCUACAGCAUGGGUGACUCAACGCAAGAACUGGAAAAGCUCAAGGACGUUUUGCAAAAGUUGCAGGCGGAGAAUAUUGCUCUCAAAGCACAGCUGGGCACGAUGACGGGCGACGAGAAGGAUGUCCUAAAGCAAUUGGGUGCGACGGUCGCCGAAAUAUCCACUCUCUCCAAUGAAUUGACUACCGUACGUGCACAAGUGCUAGCAUCCAAGUCCCGCUUGGUGGAAGCAACUGCGGAAUUGCAGGCAGCCAAGGAAAAGAAAAGUGUCGUCAAGGAUCUGAUUUCGGAAGCCAGCGAAACGAAGAGUGCUAUUCAGCAGGCUCAUACAGGUGUAGAAGAAGCAAUUGAAAUGGCGAAGGCCCCACCUCCGGCAGCAAACGGAUUUGACGGCGACUUGUUUGAUUUCGGCGGAGCAGCUCCCGCCCCAUCGGGUCCUGUCGCCCAGGACAGUUCCUACGCUUCGAAUGCGGAGUCCAUGCACCCGAACCCAAUCACGGAGCCGCCGGCGUAUCAAAACAACCAGGUACUAAAAACAGUUGCGUCAAACGACUCCGAGUAUGGACAAUUGAAGGAAGCGGUCCUGUCAACAGACACGUUCAAUUCAAGCUACGGAGAAGCAUCGAAAGCAGGGUUGUCGAACUACGCCUCUCACUACGGUCAGCUGGAAACAGUGACAUCGUACGAAUCCAACCAGUCGGAUGGAGGUCCGGGUCACAACCGCACCGCUUCCGCAGCUUCGUUGGGUUUCGACAGUAGCAUGGUAAUGGGCGGCGCACCGCUGGACUACUCCACGGGCUCUACUUUAGCCGGACCGCCCCCGCCAACCGAUCGUUAUCAAGGCAAAAACGCAGAUGACCACAAUUCGACGCCGUCGAUUGGAGAUGUCAACGAAUUGAGGCGCAGAGCCAAAGAGGCAGAGGACGUCGCACGAGAUGCGGAAGAGUCGCGUCAGCAAGUGGCAGCUCAAGUCGAAGAGCUGCGUCGUGUGGCCGAUGAGGCGGAAGCGGAAGCUCGCAAACAUUUGGCCGGUGGAGACGGCAAGAAGAAGAAAGUCGGUAUGCUGGGUCGGGGUAAAAAGCGAGAUGCGAAAGAAGGAGAGCGGCUCGCACUGGAGGCAAAAACCAAGAAGGAUACGUUUCUCCAGGCACAGUCGCAAGCCAAUGAUGCCCAGGCUUUGGCACUGGACACAAAGCGCGAAGCCGAUCGUUUGCGGCAGCAAGCCGAGGAGGCCGAAAUCAACGCUGCGUCGGCCGCUUCUAUGCAGCAUAGCCAGCCGGUCGCUCCUUCUCAGCAGCCAUCCAAUGGAUACCCAGCACCAGCUGCUACUCCAGCGUACGGAACAGGAAUGGGACAGCAACCCCAAUACGGGGGUACAUCUUUUGGCGGACAAUACAAUCCCAACGUCAUGGGUAGUGGUGGCGUUGAGAUUCCCACACCGAGCGGAGGCGAAGAUCCAUACUCAAACCCUUUCGGCUAA